GUUCGCUCGUGUACAUGAGCGACGACAGUGGACUGGAGCCAUGCUUGAGCACUGACUCGGGUAGCCUAGCCUAGAGGAGGCGGCCCGGCGUGCUUCGCCAUGGCGUCCGUGAGCGAGCGUCGCCUGCGGCCCAUAUACGACUCGUUGGACUGCGGCAACAGCAAGAAGGCCCUGCAGGAGGCGGAUCGGCUUUUGAAGAAGCAGCCCAACUUUGCUUGUGCCAAGGUGCUGCGGGCGCUGGCGCUGCUGCGGUUGGACCGUCAAGAGGAGAGCCGCCGCAUCGUGGAGGCCGUGGUGGCUGAACUGCCCACAGACGACAACAGUCUACAGGCGCUCACCAUCUGCUACAAGGAGCUGCACGAGCCGCACAAGAUUUGUGAGCUGUACGAGGCGGUGGUGAAGAAGGAGCCCACCAAUGAGGAGUUCCACUCGCAUCUCUUCAUGGCGUUCGUGCGCGUGCUCAACUACAAGAAGCAGCAGCAGACGGCUAUGGCGCUGUACAAGGCCUGGCCCAAGAACCCCUACUACUUCUGGGCGGUCAUGUCCAUCCUCAUGCAGGCGAUCGACGUCGAGGAGGGCUCGCUCAUGUCGCGCACGCUGGCGCUGCAGCUGGCCGAGCGCAUGCUCAAAGAUCGUACGCGAGAACAAGAUGGAGGCCGAGGCUGA
This is a messenger RNA of Pollicipes pollicipes, 666 nucleotides long. RefSeq names its product N-alpha-acetyltransferase 25, NatB auxiliary subunit-like. The coding region runs from base 100 to 666 and encodes 188 amino acids. Gene Ontology annotation, molecular function: protein binding. Gene Ontology annotation, cellular component: cytoplasm; NatB complex. The transcript has 6 exons. The record is from RefSeq and is a predicted model, not a curated record. Gene Ontology annotation, biological process: N-terminal peptidyl-methionine acetylation. Lineage: Eukaryota; Metazoa; Arthropoda; Thecostraca; Pollicipedomorpha; Pollicipedidae.